Molecule: messenger RNA, 808 nt
Organism: Lathyrus oleraceus (garden pea)
Lineage: Eukaryota; Viridiplantae; Streptophyta; Magnoliopsida; Fabales; Fabaceae
Exons: 4
Coding region: 63-638 (191 amino acids)
Source: RefSeq, a predicted model, not a curated record
UAAUAAUAAGUCCUUAAUUACAAGGUUUUGUAACGAGGGAGACAGAAAGAGACCGUGAAGAAAUGACUGAAUGUCGUUCACUUCUAAAUCUUCAAAUUCCAUGUUUUACCAAACACAUUUCACUCAUCACUACUUCCCCUCUCAAAUCUCUUUAUUUCUCACACCAUCGAUUAUCAAACUUUCAACCCUGUCAAAUUUCUCGCAAAACCCAAGCUACAAUCCCGCACAUGGAAAUUGAACAAACUGAAGGAUCUUCCGAUUCAUCCCAACCAAUGAAACUCUUGUUUGUGGAAAUGGGUGUCGGCUACGAUCAACACGGGCAGAAUAUAACUUCUGCAGCAAUGAGAGCGUGCAGGGAUGCUAUUUCUUCUAAUUCAAUCCCCGCUUUUCGCAGAGGUUCCAUUCCUGGUGUUAGUUUCGGUGAGAUGAAAUUGCAGAUCAAGUUAGGGGUUCCUCAUUCUCUCCAGCAGUCUCUAGAUAUUGACAAAGUCAAGUCUGUAUUUCCCUAUGGGAAAAUUUUGAAUGUUGAAGUUGUGGAUGGUGGUUUGAUAUGCUCAAGUGGGGUGCUUGUGGAAGAGAUGGGUGACAAGAAUGAGGAUUGCUACAUUGUGAAUGCUGCUGUUUAUGUUGGUUAUUAACUUAAUUUGAAUGUUGAAGUUUGUUUAGUAUUUUCUCCUAUCAAUGGAUUUCUGUUAAUAUCAAAUUCAUUACUUUUCUUCUGAAAUAAUAAACUGCACAUUUCUAUCUAGAGACAAUGUUUAGUAAAAAGUAGUGAUAAUUGAUAAGUUAAUAUUUUGGAUUUUUCAAA